AUGGUCGAGUGUUUCAGAGCGGACUUGAUGGAGGUGGAUUUUGUUGAAAGAAAUGGUGACACUUGGACAGAGAAAUAGUAAGUUUAUUCAUAUAGUUUUUUUCUACUUUCCCCAUUAAAACUAAUCUCGCAUCAUUUGAACCUGCCAUAGUAGCCUGGGCUGAUACUAUUCUUAAAUUUUGAAAGGCAAUUUUGUCGAAUUUAUAACCUGUAAUUUAUUUCAAACAAGUCUGUCACUUCCAGUAAUAUUUUUCAGCCGCCCAAAGGAUUUGGCGAGUAUUUCGCAUCAAGAAGAAGUGGUUGCUAUGUUGCAGAACGCUUUAAAAGGCAAAGACGUAAGGUCUCGUUUGUUUGUUCAACAAAAUAUGUUUUUUCAGCUACCUCAUUUAUUGUUCUACGGCCCUCCCGGCACUGGUAAAACAUCGGCUGCACUAGCUUUUUGCCAUGAAUUGUUCCCGAGUAAAGCUGUAUUCAAGUGAUUUUAUCAAGUUUAAAUUAGAAAUGUUUGGGAUGUUUUCAGGGACCGGGUUCUCGAAAUGAAUGCGUCAGAUGAUCGAGGAAUUGCAGCAGUACGCGAAAAGGUCAGAAAGAAUUUAUCGCUGAAUUUUGAAAAAAAUAAAGAAAAAUUUCUGAACUUUUGGUACACCUCAGUGAAUUCACCGCUGACCUGACCAAAAGUUCAGAAAUUUUUUUUUAUUUUUUUCAAAAUUCAGCGACAAAUAGAGUAAACGUUUUGUGAGAACUUAAGUUGUUUGUAUUCAUUUCAGAUUACAUUUUUCUCGCGUCGUGCGGUCAGUACAGCUGCAAAAAACAUGCCGUCUUUCAAAGUGAGGAUUUUUUUUAAUGUGUAGUUUGAUUUUGAUUGAAGAUAAUUAUUCUCGACGAGGUUGAUGCUAUGACCAAAGUUGCUCAGUCGGCGAUGAGAAGGAUUAUUGAGGAUUGUUCUGGAACGACCAGGUGGUUCAGAGCAAACAUCGUCGAAUCAAGAUAAUUUUAUAGGUUCAUACUAAUCUGUAACUACGUUUCACGCCUUUUUGCCCCAAUAGUGUCCAGAUGUGCAAAGUUCCGUUUUAAACCUCUACCUAAAGAAGCACAAGCUGAAAGGUUUUUGUCGCUCUUCGGAGAUUUUAGUGUAAAUAGUUGUUAAAGGCUUCAUACAAUCUGCGAGAACGAAAACACGAAAGUCUCGGUGGAUGAGCUGCACGCGCUAGUAGAAAGGUCAGAAGGAGAUCUUCGGCGAGCAGUCGGCUCUCUCCAGGCCAUGGCUCCCAUUCUUCAGCAUGUCAGCUCUCAUUAGAAGUUUUGGAUUCAUUUUGAGUUUUAGGCGAAUGCAGACGAACGAGCCGAGUACUUUUUACCGAGUUACAAUCCUCAGCUUGUUGAAACUAUUGUUAGAAGGUGUUCUUGCCGUACAGUUACAUUUUUUCACGAUUUACUGUUUAUAGCAUUAAAAAAUCGAAAACAUCGGAAAUUAUUGACUUGAGCAAGAGAGUUUCGAAAGAAUGCAGUGGUGUGAACUUUUUCAAAGUUGUAAGUUUAUCUACUUUGGUCCACUUUUACGCUUUCUUCUUUAGUUGUUCGAUCAGCUUCUUGAUGAAGAUGUCAUCAAUAAUAAAAACAUAGGUCAGAUCGGAAAGCUGGUCUCGGUGAGUUUAUUGAUUAUAGUCUGUUCAGAUUUUGAAUUUCAACUAGCUAACUCCGCCCCUGUUGGAACCAUUUUUUCCCGCCGAUGUUUUAUCACGCGGGACGAUUUUUGAUCUUUUUUUCUUCUAAAAGAUAGAAAAAGAAGUCAAAAAAUGCAGACAUAUUAAAGUUUUAUCGUCAUCCGCGAUGAAAAAUUGACGCGAAUGAUAUUGUAGCUUUGAAGGGCGGAGUUCGCUGCUUGACAACAUUCAAAACUCGAUCAGACUAUAGCUGAAGUCGUGCUGUUGGUAUUUUUACCUCAUAUAGGGUUUUCUAAAACAAAACGGGCAUUUUUGUAGAAAGUUAUAAUUUUCUCUCUUUGCUUCCUAAAUUUUUUUUCGUGGUAUAUAUUAGAGCGCAAGGUUCUGGAAUUUCCUAAGUUGCUGAACAUGGUUCCAGUACUUAAGACAAAGGUCUUUUAUGGUUGUUCAAGGUUUUUUUUUGUUGGGAUAAAGAUGUAGAUCUACCAAAAUUAGUGAGGACGGAUCUUUGUCUCGGGAAAUUUUUUAUACUUUUCAAACGCUAUAGUCUGUUCAGAUUUUGAAUGUCAAGCAGCUAACUCCACCCCCAAGGCUACAAUAUCCUUCGCGUCAAUGUUUUAUAUCCAGAUGACGACUGCAUUUUUGACUUCUUUUUCUAUCUUUUAGAUCAAAAUUAGUCCCGCGCGAUAAAACAUCGACGCGAAAAGGUACCGUCUCAGCAGGGACGGAGUUAGCUGGUUGACAUUCAAAAUCUGAACAGACUAUACGGAGAGAAUUUUCGAUUAGACAGUGAAUUAAAGUUUUUUUCAAAAAUUAAUAUGGAUACUGAUUCAUUUCAGCUUUGUGAGAAGCGGAUUUUGGACGGAUGUGAUCUUCAAAGGAAUUUGCUAGAUUUCAUGCUCAAUCUUCGUACAACGUUAUGA
This is a messenger RNA of Caenorhabditis auriculariae, 2586 nucleotides long. Lineage: Eukaryota; Metazoa; Nematoda; Chromadorea; Rhabditida; Rhabditidae. The record is from the annotation of a GenBank genome assembly.